CAGCAUCUCCUGGGAGCAGCCGCCUGCAAGAAGAGGUGAUGCUCUCCAUGAGAUUGAGGACUCCUGGUGACCUCUUUCCCAGGAAAGAAGUGUCAGGAGGGCCCCAUCUGCUUAGCCAGCAAAUACACACAAUAUACCAAAGCAAAUGAGUCUGCUGGUCUGAGUGCCUGCCAAUCCAUGCCUGAGAAUAGCAUCAAGUUGCAUUGACCCACCUCCAGCAGGAGAACUUGGAGACUAUAUAAAGCUGAAACCCAGAUUUUGCUGUAGCUGGAAGCUCUCCCAUCAUGGGCUGCCAAGCCCUCCUCCUUUGGCUGCUGUUCUUCCAUGCCAUUAUUCUACCUGAAGCAGUUUGUUAUAGGAGGGACGUGGGAGGAUCCAGAGGAAGGCUAUGGCACAGACACGCUGAGAGAAGCACUGUCCGAGAUACAUCUGUGACUGAGCAAGAAGAGUAUGAAAAUGAACCCUUGCAAACUUUCGAUCCUGAGAUCCUAACACCAUUUCCUGGUGAGGCUGAGUACUUACAGCUUACCUCAGGUGAUGGAAAUUCAGCAAUCAUAUUAUCAGUUCUACCUGCUGCCAUCUCAACACAACUCCCUCCUGCAGCUGCUGCACAUUCAACAUCGUCAGCAGAUAAUGAAAAGUUACCAACUACCCUAGCAGAGCUACCUGUGGCCAACUCAGCAUCUGCCAGCCGCAGGGCCAGUGUGCCUGGGCCCAGUCCUUCAGUUGAGAUCACCUCGGAGACUUCACUGACCACAACCCCUGCAUCCUCCACACCUUCAUCAACAGGUGCUGAUGGUUCUCCAGCCCCCGCCCCCACCCCAGGGGCUGAAGUGGCUUCUACAUUGGACAUGCUCCCAGGACAAGUACUGUCAUUAACUGUGCCUACCUCAGAGCCCACUGUGCUUCCCCCAACUCCUCCUCCAACAGGUGCUGGGUUAUCUGCAACCAUAGCCAUAACAGAGCCUGCAGCCCUGCCAUCCACACCCAAGCCUCUGGCAGGAGCCUGGAUGGAGGUGAGGCUGCUGAAUGGCACAGGGAGGUGCUCAGGCCGCGUGGAGGUUCUCAUCCAGGGCACAUGGGGGACUGUGUGUGAUGACCUCUGGGACCUGGCCGAGGCUGCCGUUGUGUGCCGCCAGCUGCAGUGUGGCCAGGCCGUGGCAGCCCCCGUGGGGGCCCACUUUGGGGCAGGCUCUGGGAAGAUCUUACUGGAUGACAUGCAGUGUAUGGGCAGUGAGAGCCACCUGGGGCAGUGUAUGCACGGGGACCAGGCCAGGCACAACUGUGGGCACCUGGAGGAUGCCAGUGUCAUCUGUACAGGUGCUGGCAAUUCACCAGGUCCCACUCCAUCUACAGAACCUGAAGCUGUCACUUCAUCAUACACAGCAUCAGGUCAAGCACUGUUGUUAGCUGUGCCCACCACAAAGCCUGCUGUGCUUCUCUCAACCCUCUCUCUAACUGGUGAUGAAUUAUCUGCAACCAUAGCCACAACAGAGGCUGUGACCCUGACAUCUGCACCUAUGCCCCCAGCAGAAAAAUCUCGGUGUGGUGGCAUUAUUACUAACUCAUCUGGAGCGAUUAGGAAUCCCCCACAGAAUGAGAUGCAUGACAACAUCACUUGUGUGUGGGAAAUUAAGGCGAAUGCAUCUGAUCAUAUACUGCUGGCAUUUCCACAUCUUGAUCUCGACUGCACCAAUGAAUAUUUUGAAAUCCUGGACGGUCCUCCAUCCUCAACAAAGUCAUUGGGAAAGACCUGCUCUGGCUUCCGCCCCACCUACGUCUCCUCCUCCAGCUCAAUGACCCUCGUGUAUUUCCGAAGCUUCAACAACCUAGGAAAAAACUUCAUUGCUUAUUAUUAUUCUGCAACCAAAGAGGCAGUGUCGCAGACCCCACAUCUAAUCACUAUCCCAACAGCAACACCCAGGACAGUAACAGCAAGAACAGGGGACUGGUCAGAGCUGCGGCUGGUGGGUGGCUCUGGCCAGUGCUCAGGACGCGUGGAGAUUCUCCACCAGGGCGCCUGGGGCACUGUGUGCGACGACCUGUGGGACCUGAAUGAAGCUGAGGUUGUGUGCCGGCAGCUUGGGUGUGGUCGAGCCAUGUCUGCCCUUGGGAAGGCCCACUUCGGUCCCGGCUCAGGAGACAUCAUCCUGGACAACCUCCAGUGCGCUGGUGUGGAGCGCCACCUGGGCCAGUGCGCCCACUCGGGCUGGUCAGAGCACAACUGUGGCCACCACGAGGAUGCCAGUGUCAUCUGCUCAGAUGCUGAAGGAUCACUUGCUACCAGUCCAGAGGACUGGCCGGAGCUACGGCUGAUGGGCGGCUCAGGCCGGUGCUCGGGGCGUGUGGAGAUUUUCCACCAGGGUGCCUGGGGCACCGUGUGCGAUGACUUGUGGGACCUCAAUGAAGCCGAGGUUGUGUGCCGGCAGCUGGGGUGUGGGAAGGCUAUUUCUAGCCCUGGCGAGGCCCACUUUGGCCCAGGCUCAGGAGACAUCUUCCUGGACAACCUCCAGUGCUCUGGGGUAGAGCACCACCUGGGCCAGUGUGCCCACUCGGGCUGGUCAGAACACAACUGUGGCCACCAUGAGGAUGCCGGUGUCAUCUGCUCAGAUGCAGAAGACCUACCUCCAGCCACACCUCCAGGUUCUUCUGCAGCUUCUCAGGAUCACAUAAAAGGAGGAAGUAACUCUUGUGGAGGGGUCAUCUCUAGAUUCUCUGGCUCAUUUUCUAGUCCACAGUAUCCAGAAAACUACCCAACAGACAUCCAAUGUGUUUGGGAGAUCCACGUGGAUACAAAAUUUCGCAUAGAACUCAUAAUUCCAAGUUUGAAGCUGGAAGAUAUCCUUGGAUGUCCCUAUGAUUCUGUUGAAAUCUUCGAUGGUCCCAGGAUUGCCUCACUCUCCAUGGGGAAGUUCUGUGCCCCUGCAACUGUGAUCUUCUUCUCCUCCUCACACAUCAUGACAGUGGUGUUCCAAAGUGAUUCUAUAAUAACCAACACUGGCUUUUAUGCUAUUUUUAAUGCCCUUCCUCAGGGUGAAAGGCAGUCAGAUUCUGGGGACUGGGCUCCGGUUGUGACUCCGGCAUCCCCAGCUACCAUUCCUCCAGCCCCUAUACCACAAGGAGGAAGUAACUCUUGUGGAGGAGUAAUUUCAAGUCUAUCAGGUUCCUUCUCCAGCCCUUGGUACCCUGCAAACUACCCUAACAAUGUGGAGUGUGUCUGGGUGAUACACGUGGCUGAGAAAUUCCACAUAGAACUGAUGAUCCCAAGCCUGAAAUUAGAGGACAUCUAUGGGUGUCCUUACGACUUUAUUGAGCUGUUCGAUGGACCACAGGGUGCCUCACUCUCCAUGGGCCGGUUUUGUGCUGGGGCAGAGCUCACGUUCCUCUCUUCUUCAAACAUCGUGACUGCAGUGUUCAGAAGUGACACCAUGAUCACCAACACAGGGUUUUAUGCUCUGUACAACGCAGUUCAGCCAGAUGAAAGGGAGAGUGGUAUGUCCCUGCGACUGGUGAAUGGUAACCACAGGUGUGAGGGCCGGGUGGAGGUCUCCUACAACGGCACCUGGGGCACGGUGUGCGAUGACAGCUGGGACCUGACGGAUGCCAGGGUGGUGUGCCAGCAACUCGGCUGUGGAGAGGUCCUGUCAGCCCUGUCUCAGAGCUACUUUGAUGGUGGCACUGGCCACAUCAUUCUGGACGAUGUGCAGUGCACAGGAAGUGAAGCCAAGGUGUGGCAAUGCAUGCACAACGGGUUGUUCUCCCAUAACUGCGGACACCACGAGGAUGCAAGUGUCAUCUGCUCAGGUGUUGACGGCAAACCAAACAUAGAACCAACAGACUCCACUGAUGACAACCCCCCUACAGAUGAAAAUUUGCACUGUGGCGGUUUGCUCACAAAUAAUUCAGGCUCCUUCUCCAGUCCUCGGUAUCCUAAAAAUUACCCCACAAAUGUGGUGUGCACUUGGGACAUACAAGCGGAUGUCGGGGCUCAUGUGAGACUUACGUUUGAAGUGGUGAAAGUGGAAGAUUUCUACGGUUGUCCAUACGACUUCAUUGAAAUCUUCGAUGGCCCACAAAGUGAACCUUUUUCGCUAGGGAGAUUCUGUUCCAGGAAGAUCCCAGUGUUUACCUCCUCCUACAAUCGCAUGUCAGUGGUGUUCCAUAGUGACGCUCUUGUCACCAACACUGGCUUCUAUGCAUCUUAUGAGUCUCUUCUGCAAGAGGAGAAUGAUACCGGUUCAGGUGGACUGAAGGGAGAGGAGCUACCCACGCCGUCUAUGCCUUCCACUACCUCUCUGCCUCACCUAGCAGCAUCUGGGGCUGUGAGUCACGCAACCUCGGGUCUGGAACUGCGGCUGGUGAACGGGUCCCGCAGAUGUGAGGGCCGAGUUGAGCUCUACCACGCCAAUGUCUGGGGCACUGUGUGUGAUGACAACUGGUCCAUAGAGGAUGCCCACGUGGUCUGCAGGCAGCUGGGCUGUGGCCUAGCUGUUUCUGCCCUCCCAGGAGCCAGCUUCAGCCCUGGGUCAGGCAGCAUCCUCCUCGAUGAUGUCAACUGCACAGGAACGGAGUCCUCCCUGGGGCAGUGCCCUCACGGCGGUUGGUUCACCCACAACUGUGGGCACCAUGAAGAUGCUGGUGUCAUCUGCUCAGAUUCUGCAGCUGCUGGACAUCCAGCUAUCUUUUCUUCAACUUCUGGGGAACGUCCAAGCAUUUUUCAUCUAACAGCUGCUGAAGUUGCCCCAGCAUUGACAGAAAUGGUCCCAAGCAUUGCAUCAGCUACAGAAAUGACCUCUUUGCCUGUUCCUGCUUCAAUUUCAGCCACAGAUUUGGCCAUUACACCUGGCAUAACUUCUACUUCAGAAGAAGUAACUCCUUCAUCUGAAUCUUUGAAUACCGCUCUAACUACCUCAACAGCUUCAAUCUCCACUGCCGAGACCUCCACACAAGCUUCAACUUCAGCAGAAGUGGACACACCCUCUGAUGUGACUUCCACUGCAGCUGAAGUAUCUUCUUUACCAGCCGCAGAUCUAAUUUCAACCAAAGUGACACCAUCACCUGAUGCUGGAUCUCUCCAUGUCACCCAGGCUGAUCUUGAACUCCUGAGCUCAAGUGAUUAUCCCACCUCAGCCUCCCAAAGUGCUGGGAUUACAGAGCCGCCCCUGCGCCUGGUGGGCUCGCGGAGCCGCUGCGAGGGCCGGGUGGAGCUGCGGCACCAGGGCAUGUGGGGCACGGUGUGUGACGACCACUGGAACAUCAGGAACGCCCGCGUGGUGUGCCGCCUCCUGGGGUGCGGCCACGCUCUGGGUGCCCCGGGCCGCGGCCGCUUCGGCCAGGGCACCGGGCCCAUCCUGCUGGAUGACGUGCGCUGCGCCGGCAACGAGGAUGCUCUGGAGCACUGUGCUCACUCGGGCUGGGGCCGGCACAACUGCCAGCACCGAGAGGACGCGGGCGUGGUGUGCGCAGGUCCGGCUGACUCUCUUGUGCCUAAGGACAAUGCCCAGCUAUCCUGCUUGCCUCACCUCUUCCAAGCUGUCAUUGACCGAGGCUACCUCCGGAGGCUGGGCUACUCCUCCUGGGACAUCCACUUAAAUGAUGAGCUAUGUCGUCCCCACGUCAUGGGGCGCUACCUGAUCUUCAAUAUUCCCUAUGGCCACUGUGGCACCAUCCGGCAGGAGCACCUUGGUUCCCUCAGCUACUCCAAUUCCAUCAGAGGCCGGACAUGGGGCCACCCUGGCCGAGUCAUUGUGCGGCACAAGGUGCCCGAGCUGAAGUUCACCUGCAGGGUAGAUGGCCCAGCCACAGUUGAAAUCAUUCAUGGGGAUGACACCCUGAUGGAGGGUGCUGGCUACACCAUGUCCAUAUCCUUCCUCCAGUCCCCCGAGUCCCAGCAUGUGGGAGGCAUGGUGCCCUACUAUGCCAGCCAGAGGAAAGAGGUCUUCCUCCAAGCCACCCUCCACAGCCCUAAUCCCAGCCUGAUGCUCUUCGUGGAUACCUGUGUAGCUUCUCCAGAUCCCAAUGAUUUUACAACCAUCAAGUAUGAUUUGAUCCGGCAGGGGUGCAUCAAAGACAAUACCUACGUCAACCUCCACCCCCGCCAGAAGAACAUCGCUCAGUUCAAGUUCAACGCCUUCAGCUUUCUUGACAGCUAUGAUGAAGUAUAUUUACAGUGUUUGGUUGCAGUGUGCAAAGUAGGGGACUAUGCCUCUCGCUGCUCCCAGGGCUGUGCAGGGCAGAGUAGGAGAGGUGCAGGCCCCGUGGAGGCCAAGGAGGAGCAGACUGAGCAUUUCCAAAUGGUGGGGCCACUGAAGAUCCACAAAGCCACUGCUCAGAAGGAGACUCUUGAGUGAUUCAUGUGAAUCUGUAGAAAGAAAAUCUAUUCCUUUUCAAUAAUGUUUGAAAAAUCAGAAGUUAUCCAUGUAGAGACAGGUCAAAGAAACAGCCAGAGGGGAUUGCUUCUCUAAGGUUUGUUACUAAAUAAAUCUCUGAUUACUAAACUUCUAAGACAAUUACUCUUUGCUGGCUACAAAUGUUGCAUUUUCUAAUUCUUUACUCUCAAGAACUUGAUCAUUGUCUUAAAGUGUACAAAAUGUUACAAAGAGCAGGGUUAUCUCUCUAUACACCAUUUCCAAUUUAAAAAUUAUUUUUUGAAGUGGACUGUUUAAUCAUCAGAUGCUAUUAAGUGGAUCUGUUUUUGUCCUCUGAUGGUAUGAGAAUUUAUUUUCAGCUCUUGGCAAGAGUCUUAUGAAAAAUAAACUGUCAGGAAAUCA
Messenger RNA from Callithrix jacchus (white-tufted-ear marmoset), 6770 nucleotides. It is a transcript of the gene DMBT1L1, whose product is annotated as deleted in malignant brain tumors 1 like 1. The record is from RefSeq and is a predicted model, not a curated record. Gene Ontology annotation, biological process: zymogen activation; cell-cell junction maintenance. Gene Ontology annotation, molecular function: serine-type endopeptidase activity. Lineage: Eukaryota; Metazoa; Chordata; Mammalia; Primates; Cebidae. Gene Ontology annotation, cellular component: plasma membrane.